AGGCCUGAGAAGACUUCCAUGGUUGAACAGGGACGAUCGCAGAGUUGUUUUUGGCCAUUGGAGGUAAAAAAGUCGUAAUCCUUGAAGGCUGCCUCUCGCAAUUCAAUGUUGGUGGGGUUGCAAAUUGUGCUGCCACUUUUAGACGUGUUCUUCGAGGAAACAAUGCUUGUUUCUUUAUUUACAAGUCGUAGUCAUAGGACUUAUGGACCCGUUUGGGUGUGUGCCACUCACGCAUUUCCAAUAUUGAUGACACCCGGCUACUACCUCCAUUGAUUGCCCGUCAUUGGGAUUUAUUCUUGUGGCACCCCAUUCAUCGAGAAGUUCCAUGGCAGAAGGAAAAAGGAAAAAAAGUAUUAGUCUAAAAACAAGAGUGGUUGCAUGCAGGAACUAUUGAAAAAAGUAUGCCUCCAACUCAAAAGUCAUGAUUGCCAUUGCCAUUGAGAACAUCAUGAAACCCGACAAAAAGCGAACCAAGGUCCAGAAUUUUAUGGGAACCGACGCCAAGAAGGACCCUACCAAACCUGACCCUCCGACUUCCUUGUUCAAUGCCAAUUCCUUGGUCCUCUUCAUCAACGUGUUUGUGGUUUUAGCCUGCACAGGCGGCCUUAUAUUCCAAGGCUCACAAUGUCUCAAGCGGUUUUGGGAUAGUGAGACCAAGGCCAUUCUGAGCGUCAAACCAUCCGGAGAAGCCACCUUCUUGGCUUUUACAUUCUGUCCCUCGUUCAAAGACGCCUACAGUCAAGACGGGUUGGCCAAGUACGGACUGACAGUGAACUCGUACAAGUCCGGUGAUUAUUUUGGAAACCAAUCCACAAUGGAUACUUCCAAAAUUGAUGGGUAUGACGUUUUUGCUGAUGUCACCUACGAGUUGUCAGAGUUACUGAAGGUGAUUGAGAUCAGCCUCUCCGACCCGAGCCUUCCCAGUGUGGUGAUUGACCUAUCCAAACCACUCAAUAGUUCACAAGCCGAAUGGACCACCAUUUACGAUGAUACUUUUGGACGAUGCUACCAUAUGUACCUGAACCCAGCCGUGACCAGGAAAGAGAUUGUCAACAUGGAGAUCGAAGCCAAGGCCGGAAUCUAUAUAUAUCUUCACCAUCCAGGUCAACGGUUGGACGUUGACUCGAAAACCAAGGUAUUUGCCGAGCUUGGGAACAAGCUUUUCAUCGACUUGGCUCAUGAGUUGUCCACGAACACAUUGGGCCAAGACGGAGAGAUGCCUUGCGACGCCUCUAUGGAUUGGGAUUAUGAUGGAUGCAUUUAUGAGAAGUUGGGCAAUGAGCUAUGGAACUCCUUCGGAUGUGUUUUGCCAUUUAUGCCUUCGGUAAGUGGAAGAUCCAUUUGCCGAUUUGACACUUCAACCCAAGAGGGUUUGGAGUGGAAGCAUCAGGUCAUUGAGCGCUACAAUUAUCUGUCAUCAACUGGACAAAGAGGCCUUUGUGCCAUGCCUUGCUCCACCAUGGAAGUGUUUCUGGGUCUUCCAUUCGAUGGGGUGGAAGAUCCCGACAUUGCAUACAUCAAGAUGUAUAUCAAAUCCACCGUGAAAGUGAAGAAGACGGUUCUUGAUUAUACCUGGUUAUCCAUGUUGGCUGAGAUAGGUGGUUACACAGGUCUAUUAUUGGGUAUCUCUGUGGUCAAUAUCACCAAUGUCGUGGAUAAGGUCGUGACCAAAUGCUUUGGCUGAAACCUGCCCGACGGAUCUGACGCCAAAUCAAAUAAUUCUUUCGUGAACGAGACAGACCCGAGGGAUCUUGAGCUUGAAUCGUCGCUACUUUGUCUAUUCUGUACAAAGACACCUUACUCAAUACAGCUGUAGAACAGUU
Tigriopus californicus is the source of this 1823-nucleotide messenger RNA. RefSeq lists its product as uncharacterized. The transcript is spliced from 3 exons. Bases 422 to 1684 code for a protein of 420 amino acids. Gene Ontology annotation, cellular component: membrane. Gene Ontology annotation, molecular function: ligand-gated sodium channel activity. Gene Ontology annotation, biological process: sodium ion transmembrane transport. The record is from RefSeq and is a predicted model, not a curated record. NCBI's taxonomy places the organism in Eukaryota, Metazoa, Arthropoda, Copepoda, Harpacticoida, Harpacticidae.